This is a messenger RNA of Bursaphelenchus okinawaensis, 648 nucleotides long. Lineage: Eukaryota; Metazoa; Nematoda; Chromadorea; Rhabditida; Aphelenchoididae. The record is from the annotation of a GenBank genome assembly.
AUGAAAUUAAGCACUGCCGUUGUCGUCUUUGUUGCUGUUGCUGCUUUCAUGGCUAUUGAGAUUUAUGGUCAAAGUGCGGCGUAAGUUACAGUACUCAAUAAAGUAAAGCCAAGGCGGAGGCAAGGUAGAUAAAUAGUAAGACAAGGGUGAGGCUAGGCUAAAAAUAAAUAGUGUUACCUAAGGCUAAGGCUAAAGAUAAAGCUAAGGCUAAGACUAAAGCUCAGGCUAAAGCUAAAAAGUACUUUUUUAAAAACUAAAAUCUAUGUUUAAUAAUUUUUUUAGUCAAUACUGUAACGAAGCCGUUUCUUACCUAAAAGAAAAUCAAGACCUUUUGGCCAACGCAGCCACUCGUCAACAAUAUGCAUCUAUGGCCAAGUCUCUCAUUCAAAGCAACGUAAGAUUAGCAAAGCAAUUUUUUUGGUUUUUCCUACCCUUCUAAUUCCUCGCUACUCCGCCCUAACUGAUUCAAAAAAAAGUUCAAAAAUUUAAAAAAAUAUUUUAUAAAAAAAUUCUAAAAAUGUCAUUUAGUGUGCCAGCCUGAAAAUCUGUAACACAGCCUGCGCUAACACUGCCAUCAACUGCCUGAAUGAACAAGCUGCUUCGGCAACUCUCAUCUCUAACAUUGACUCUUGUUGCAGUCAAUGCUAA